Plasmodium malariae is the source of this 2121-nucleotide messenger RNA. Its product is annotated as STP1 protein. The record is from RefSeq and is a predicted model, not a curated record. The coding region runs from base 1 to 2121 and encodes 706 amino acids. The transcript is spliced from 4 exons. NCBI's taxonomy places the organism in Eukaryota, Apicomplexa, Aconoidasida, Haemosporida, Plasmodiidae.
AUGGACAAAAGAAGAUUGCGUGAAGGAUUGUACAACUGGGCUAACUCAGAUGAAAUAACAUAUCUUAAAAGUUAUAUUCAAACUGAAAUUAGUUCCUUAAAUGCAAAGAAUAAUAAAAAAGAAUUUAGAGAAAAAUGUUUACAAGUGGUGGAUUAUUUAAUAAGUCAAAAGUAUAAUGUUCCAAGUCGUUCAACAGAAGAGAGAUGGAAAGAAGUACUUUCAUUUUAUUUACGUAAAUAUUUUAGAAAGCCUACUAAACAUGGCAUAUGUCCUUUUAUUUUGGAGGAGAAUGAAAAAAAACUUUUAGAAUUAUCAUAUGAAGCAGAAGAUUUUUGUGAAGGAAAAACUGCUUGGAUACAAGAAUUAAAUAACUAUAAAAGAUUGAAUAAAAAUUCAAUUAUAUGUAAUGGUGAUUCUCUAUGUAUGAGUAAGUGUAACCAAUAUAAUGUGUGGAUUGAAGAAAGAAAGAAAUCUUUUUAUCAAAAUAGCAUCUUCAGCGAAUACAAAUCCAAAAAUAUAAAAUCAUCAAAAAUUAAAUUUCCAUCAAACAAAAAUUGCAAACUGUUAAACACAGAAACAUUUAAUCAAUGUGAAUGCCUCCUCUCUGAUCCAUCGGCAUCUGAGAACCUUCCUCCUAAAUCAGAAAGUGAACAUUUACAAAUACAACAUGAACAAAGUGCCUCUCACAAUCAAAAUCCCCCACAAGCACAAUCUCCACAUCUAGAAAAAUCUAAUCUUGAAGAAUCAGUGCCACAAGAAUCUCCUACUAAAGCUGAAAAGAGUCAAAUUGAAAGUAUACGACCUACAAAAGAUGCUAAUUCAGAAAUAUCUACAUUUUCGGAAUCUGAGAGUCCAAAAUCAAAAGAACAUUUUACAUUAGAAAAACAAAAUCAACUAGUUGAAGGAGAAUUCCUUGCUUCAGGAAUCGUUUCGGAAACUACUGAAUUAUCAGUAUCUUCCUUACAAACUCCUUACUAUACUAAACCCCUUAUAAUGAUAGGACCAAAAGAAAAUUCAAAUAUCUCAUACACAACAUCUGUUUUAAUCAGCUUCCUAGUUAUUUUUUUAUUUGUACUUUUUGUUAAAUAUGCACUAAUGAGACUUUUUAAAAAAAAGAAAGAUAUUAAAAGAAGACAAGUGAAAUUUUUCAGAUUACUAAUACCUUCAAUUUCUAAUAGAAAAAACAAAUUUUUAAUAGAUGAUCAUUUGGAACACAUUACACAUGAUGACAAAGAAAUUAUAAAAAAAAUAGAAAUAAAUGAACUUAAUACUAAAAAAAAUGUAAACUUGUUAAAGCAAAAAAAGGACAGAUCAAAAACUAUUAUAGAAGUACAUAUGGAAGUACUGGAAAAAUGUAGAAAUGAAGAAUUGGAAUACAAAAAGCUAGAAUAUUUAGAAAUAUGUUUAAAUGAGUUUACAAAAAAAGAAUAUACAAUCCAUUCUAAUUUAAAAAAUGAUGAAAUAAUAAUGGAAGAUAUUAAAACUAUAGAAGAUACUGAAAACAAAAUUUUUCUAUGGAAUAAAUGGGUAAAAAGAUAUAGAAAUCUUUCACAAAAAUUGAAAAAAGAAGAAUGGUUUAAUAACUUAAAAAAUGAAUGGAAAAAAGAACAAGUUUACGCAAAAAAAAAGAAAGAAAUACAAAAAAAUCUGUCAGAUGAAAAUCAAAAUUUUCUAUAUUUAGAAAGAGAAAAAGAUAUAUGGAAAAAUUGGUUACCUAAAAAGGGUGCCAUUUUAGAACAAUAUUUAGAACAAAAAUUGUUUAAGGAAUUGACAGAAGAAUUACAAAUUAUGACUAAUGAAUAUAAAAAUGAACAAACUAGAAAUAAUAUAUCCCUAGUAAAUAUGAUGGAACUGCAACACAUAGAAAACUAUGAAGAAUUAUACAAAUAUAUAAAAAAAAAAUUAGUGCCAAAACUUUGUAUACUCGUAUUUAUGAUGGUAUUUGAAGAAUGUGAAAAGGAAGAGUACAUAGAAAAUAGGGAAUCGUAUUUGGAUGAUACCAUAAAUGAAUGCAAAACUAAAAAAAAUUCAAAAAAAGAACAAGAAAUUAAAGAAAACAUAAUUGAAAUUAACGACUUCUCAGAAAAUAGAAUAAAUAGAGAAAUUCACCGUUAUACAUAG